AUUUGAAUUUCAUUCCUUCUUAUUCUGCUCAAUAUCAUUUUAACAUCUUAAAAAUCAUUCAAAAGAGAAAAACUAGAAAGCUGAAGACCAACUCCUCAUUCUCUCAUGAUAUUAGUUUCUAAUUCAUUAAGCUAAACUCAUCUGGUUUUCCAUAAAUCUCGCUUUCUUGCACUUGCUAUACCUGAUGCUAGGCUGUCAGUCACUAACAUUGUUCCCCCCAUCUAUUCCCUCACUGGCUGAGUACAUUUCAGAAGUCUCAGGAACGGCUCCAGUGGGUGUCACUGAGCCGAGUCAUUCUUGAUUAAAGCAAGGCUGGGAUGAGAUGUCAUUUAUUUUCAGCUCACGUGUUAUAAACCCAGCAAAGUUUAGUUCAUUCUGGAAAUGUCUGGGUUUCUGGGAGUAGAAUAUAUAAGGUGUGUGUUCUGAGUGCUGCAGCAGAUCAGAAGCUGAAGACUGGGAGUUCACAUCAGUCGGUUUGAGAGAAGUGAGAGAAGAGGCAGAGACAAUGCUGAGCUGUCGGGCUUUCCACCUUUUACAUCUGUGCCAGCAGCCUGUGUACACAUUGUGGCCUGUUCCACACAGGGUCAGUGAGCCACUUGAAUCCAACACGUGGAAACAGGUGGAAGAAGCGAGAAAGAGCAUGAACUUCAUGGAACGAGUUCUUGAGGAGCUGGCAAAAGAAUUUUGGGAGGAAAAACCAAGAAAUCAGGACAACAGACCUGAUGAUAAUGAAGAAGGUAAAAGACAAUCAGAGGACAAGGAGGGAGAUGGCUUUUCUCUGUCCCUGGAUGUCCAGCGAUUCUCCCCAGAAGAACUGAAGGUGAAAGUACUUGGAAGAAAAGUGCUGGUGACAGGAAAACACGAGAAAAAGAGUGAUGAUGGCAGCGGCUCUUCCAGCUACAAAUAUGAAGAGUUCAGGAGAGAAUUUCAGCUGCCAGAAGAUGUCGAUGCUGAAGCUCUUAACUGCUGUUUGUCACAGGACGGUCGGUUAAAGGUUCAAGCCCCACGCCUGGCACUGCCAGCUGUGAAUGAAAGAACCGUGCCCGUCAACAUCACCUCGGAUACAACAACCAGUCCCUGGCUAAAUCUUGGCCAAGAGGCACAGAAACUGGAGAGCGGAAAAGCUGAGAGGAAAAGUGAGGAGGAAGUAAAAAUGGACAAUUAAAUCUCAUUUACAGUCAUCUUUUGUAAGAAUGGUAUAAAUGCAGAAAUGAGUUUCUGAGACCAUGAAACGAAGGCAUAAUGCUGAAAAUGAAUUGUUAAUGUGUAAGUCUGGACUCUGUUGUUAUCAGAAUU
This is a messenger RNA of Carcharodon carcharias (great white shark), 1296 nucleotides long. RefSeq names its product heat shock protein beta-11-like. The record is from RefSeq and is a predicted model, not a curated record. Gene Ontology annotation, biological process: protein refolding; response to heat. Lineage: Eukaryota; Metazoa; Chordata; Chondrichthyes; Lamniformes; Lamnidae. The transcript has a single exon. Gene Ontology annotation, molecular function: protein folding chaperone. Bases 506 to 1165 code for a protein of 219 amino acids.